AUGCAGAAACUUAUCGUGCUAGAAGAGAAGACGAAACAACAAGAGGAGACAAACAAUGCUUUAAGAAAUGAAUUAAGCGAUGCAAGAGAAGUGAUAACUGGAAUGAAGAAAAAAUUUAUCAGAGCCGAAAGAUCAUUUGACGGGUCAACAUAUACCCGUUGGGAGUACAGUGGUUAUCUUAUGGCUGGUCACUUCUCACACGCUGGAUCAUCGGAAUAUGUUUGUGUUGAUGAUAAACCAGAAGCAUUGGAAGCCGGAAAUGGAGCCAAAGAUGAAACAUUUUUCUUUUUCGUCCAGGCUGCAUGCGGGGUACUGAAGUGUCCUCCAUAUUAA
Messenger RNA from Ruditapes philippinarum (Manila clam), 333 nucleotides. RefSeq lists its product as uncharacterized. Bases 1 to 333 code for a protein of 110 amino acids. The record is from RefSeq and is a predicted model, not a curated record. The transcript is spliced from 4 exons. NCBI's taxonomy places the organism in Eukaryota, Metazoa, Mollusca, Bivalvia, Venerida, Veneridae.